AUGAACAAGCUGAUGGAUCGGGUCAUAGGUUUUGACCUGGAGCCUCAGGUAUUCGUUUACUUGGAUGACAUUGUCAUCGCUACAAAGACAUUCGCUGAACACUUGAGGUUACUGAAAUUAGUAGCAGAGAGACUCAACAAGGGAAAUCUAACCAUAUCGCUAGACAAGAGCAGAUUUUGUCGAAAGCAAGUCUCGUACCUAGGAUAUUUGUUAACCGAAGAGGGGGUAGCUAUCGAUAAUUCCAGGAUUGCUCCUAUUCUAGAUUAUGCUAGACCACGCAGUGUAAAAGACAUUCGCAGACUAUUGGGUCUUGCAGGCUUUUACCAGCGUUUUAUAAAAGAGUACAGCCGGAUAGUAACACCGAUUUCCGAUCUUCUUAAGAAAAGUAAGCAGAAGUUCGUGUGGACCGAAGCCGCGGAAGGAGCCUUUAACGAACUUAAAUCAGCCUUAGUUUCAGCUCCGAUUCUAGGGAAUCCUAGUUUCGACCAUCCGUUUGUCAUCGAGUCAGACGCUUCCGACAAUGCGGUCGGAGCGGCGUUGAUUCAGCACAUUGAAGGAGAACCUCGCGUUAUUGCCUACUUCAGCAAAAAACUGAGUAGUACACAACGCAAAUAUGCUGCUGUUGAGAAAGAAUGCCUCGGAGUGCUGCUUGCUAUAGAGCACUUUCGUCAUUAUGUGGAAGGGACACGUUUUAAGAUAGUCACGGAUGCGAGAAGUUUAACUUGGCUCUUCACAAUGGGGGUAGGGACGGGCAAUGCCAAACUCUUGCGAUGGGCCCUUAAAAUCCAGUCCUACGAUAUAGAGCUGGAAUAUCGGAAAGGACGUAACAACAUCCUUGCGGAUUGCUUGUCCAGAUCGGUGGAAGCAAUUAACUCUGUAUCUACAGACGAAAAGUAUGAAGAACUGUUGGAGAAAAUUUGCAAAAAUCCGGCAGAUUAUCCUCACUUUCACGUAGUCGAUGGAACAAUUUUGAAGUAUGCGAAGGUAGAAGGACGUAUUGAAGACCCGAGAUUCCAAUGGAAGAGGUAUCCGAAGAAAACAGAACACCUGGAGAUCAUUCAAUCGAUUCACGACCAAGCUCACCUGGGUACUGAAAAGACACUAGCGGCAGUGAAAGAGCGGGAAGCUUCAGCAGAAUCCUUAAGCCAAUUCGUAGAAACAUUCAUAUUCCUUUUAUUCGGAGUCCCAGAGGUCAUUCUAACCGACAACGGAUCUCAAUUUGUUUCGAGCACCUUUGAAAACCUUUUGACUAAGUACGGCGUAACUCACUGGAAGACUCCCUAUUACCAUCCGCAGGUGAAUGAUUCGGAACGAGUCAACCGAGUCAUAACGACAGCUAUAAGAGCCUCUAUAAAGAAGGAGCAUAAAGAGUGGGCGAACAACAUUCAGGCGAUUGCUAACGCGGUUCGAAAUUCAGUGCACGAGGCCACUCGCUACACCCCCUAUUUCCUACUGUUUGGGAGGAAUAAAGUGUCGAAUGGACAAGAAUAUCGGCAGCUAAGAGAUGCUCCUGGUAACAACGAUGGUCAACUGGGUAAGGAAGAAAGGGACCAAUUGUUCGACGACGUCCGGAAGAACCUAAAAACUGCGUACGAGAAACAUGCAAGUUACUACAAUCUGCGUUCGAAUUCUAACUGCGCAACCUACAGCGUGGGAGAAACAGUUCUUAAAAAAAAUACUGAGCAAUCCGACAAAGGGAAGGGUUUCUGUGGGAAACUGGCCCCAAAAUUUGUCCAAGCAAUUAAGCAAGAGCGAGUUCGACGGUUAAUCCGAAGGACGAUGACCUACCUAUCCAGAAACUCGGAGCCUGAGUGCGUUGAUGAGCAGUACUUAUUGGAAGAAAAGCGUGAGUCCGAGUGUGGGGAAAUCCGGACGCUGAUCGCCUAA
Molecule: messenger RNA, 1887 nt
Organism: Uranotaenia lowii
Lineage: Eukaryota; Metazoa; Arthropoda; Insecta; Diptera; Culicidae
Exons: 3
Coding region: 1-1887 (628 amino acids)
Biological process (GO): DNA integration
Molecular function (GO): nucleic acid binding
Source: RefSeq, a predicted model, not a curated record